UCUCCCAGCGCUUCUGCUCACCAACAGCUAACGGUGCUAGCAAGCUGUCAAGCUGUCAAGUGGAGAGGCUGGGACAGACGUUUCAGCUUCCCCUGGCUUGGCUUAAUAAAUCCCCAACGAAAAGAAAAAAAGGCUAAAAUAUAUUUGCGAUUACCUGCUGAGAUAAUGUAAGGCAUCAAGGUCGUAACCAAAAGAGGAACCUCCGCACUUGCACCAUUUUAUAUGCACUGGGUCUUGUGUGACGAUUGGUCUUUGCUAGUUGGCUAACACUUACCCGAAGCUAAAAGCCCAGCAAAGCCCCAUUUUUUUCGGUGUUAAGUGACCCUUCCCGGUAAUCUCAAGCUCUGGUCACUGUUGCGGUCAACAACUAGUUUGGACAUUCGGUUUCAGGAAGGACACAAUGGGGGCAUUUCUGGACAAACCAAAGAUGGAAAAAUACAAUUCCCACGGUGAGGGGAACAGCCUGCGAUAUGGGCUGAGCAGUAUGCAGGGCUGGCGGGUCGAGAUGGAAGAUGCCCACACAGCAGUAAUCGGCCUCCCUCACGGUCUUGACCUCUGGUCGUUCUUCGCUGUAUACGAUGGGCACGCUGGCUCUCAGGUGGCCAAAUACUGCUGCGAGCACCUGUUGGAGCACAUCACCAGCAACUCAGACUUCCAGAGUGCUCUGCAGGAGGAUCCCUCUGUGGAAAGUGUGAAGAACGGCAUCCGCACAGGGUUCCUCGAGAUCGAUGAUCACAUGCGAACCAUCUUGGAGAAGAAGCACGGCGUGGACCGCAGCGGCUCCACCGCGGUGGGAGUGAUGGUUUCCCCCAGCCAUGUCUACUUUAUUAACUGUGGCGACUCGCGGGGACUCCUGAGCAGGGGGGCGCGUGUGCACUUCUUCACACAGGAUCACAAACCCGGCAACCCUCUGGAGAAGGAAAGGAUCCUGAAUGCUGGUGGCUCAGUCAUGAUCCAGCGAGUUAAUGGCUCCCUGGCGGUGUCUCGGGCCUUGGGAGAUUUCGACUACAAGUGUGUGCAUGGAAAAGGCCCCACGGAGCAGCUCGUCUCUCCUGAGCCUGAAGUUUAUGCAAUAGAAAGAUGUGAAGGGGAAGACGAAUUUAUUGUUCUAGCUUGUGAUGGCAUCUGGGAUGUCAUGGGCAAUGAAGAUCUGUGUGACUUUGUCAGGUCGAGGCUAGAAGUCACAGAUGAUCUUGAAAGAGUCAGCAAUGAAAUUGUCGACACCUGCUUGUACAAGGGAAGUCGGGACAAUAUGAGUGUUGUUUUAAUCUGUUUUCCUGGAGCUCCAAAGGUAUCUCCGGAAGCAGUUAAACGGGAGGCCGAGCUCGAUAAGUAUCUGGAGUCAAGAGUAGAAGACAUCCUCAAGAAGCAGGGGGAUGAAGGAGUACCAGACUUGGUCCAAGUUAUGAGGACGUUAGCAUCAGAGAGCAUCCCCAACCUUCCCCCUGGAGGAGAGCUGGCAAGCAAACGAAGUGUUAUUGAAGCGGUGUACAACAAACUCAACCCCUAUCGAAGCGAUGACACAGACUCAGCGUCCACAGAUGACGUGUGGUAACACAACCCCGUACCACUAACACAGCAUAGCGUUUACAAACCACCAUCCUCUCUCAAGACCCACAGCAGCUCAGCUCAGCAGUCUGUCUUGCCGUCGUCACUCUGAGCUUUUGGUUUCUAAGAAGGGAAUUUCAUGGGAGGAGGAGGAGGAGGAGGAGGAAGAGGAGUUGCAUGCACACAAACCCGGAGAUAGUGCAGCGCCAGUCCACUCUGGAGUUCAGGAUCCCCCACCGUCUUGUCUCCCCCCUUUUGUGUUCACCCAUCCUAAUACUUCCCUCUAAAGUCAAACAUAACAAGUGAGUCCAUAAGGCUUUCUUACUUCAUUUUUUUUUUUUUUGUUGAAUAAUCAGCUUAUGUAGUAGGAUUUUUUUUUGUUGUUGUUGUUGCUGUAAUUAAUUUGAUUCACAUUUCCUUGUGUGUUUGUAUAUUUCUGUUUUUGUGAAGUGCAAUUGUCCUGUACAAAACAGCCUGUAUUUAAUGCAGCUUGAUUUUAAGUUAAAAAAAAAAUGAAUGAAUGAAUGAAAGAAAUGGAAAAAGAACCUUUUUAUGCACUAUCUGCCUUUUCUCCUGCUCUUCUGGAAUUCUAACCCAUUUCUACAUGGUGAAUAUUACUGCUUUUUCCUCCGUGCUUUUACUUUUUCUUUUCUCCUCAGUUAUAUGUCUAUAUGCUCCUUUUUAAGAAACGGGUAAAUUGUAUAGUCAACAGCACAGUAAGCUCUCUAUAUCAAAAAAAAAAAACAUUUAUAACCUAAUUAUUUCCCCCUUGUCUCUCUCUCUCUUUCUUCCCGUGCUUUUUUUUUUUUUUUUAAAUUGUAUUUUAUUUUUCUAUGUGGUUUUGCGUCAUUUCGGACACGUGAAGUGAAACAAAAUCCAUCUGUUAACACUUUGGUGUGACUAGAUACUUGCAAGGCGUGCGUGGGUGCUUGUGUGUAUGUACGUGCACGCGUGUGUUUGUAUCAAGGCACGUCACUCACAAUUUGCCGUGACCAGGCUGCAAUUUUUUUUUUUUUUUUUUAAAGGGAAUUGCAAAGCUAUACUCUUAUCUCAUUCUUAUUCCACAAGUUUCCAUCACAAAGUGUGUGUGUGUGUGUGUGUGUGUGUGCAUGCUCUGUUUAAACAAUUCAUAUUGCUGAGUUUUUGUAGAAAGGACACAAAUUAGGAAGUUUGCUUCCUUGCUACAUUAUUGAAGCAGUGGCUUGAUUUCUAAUCACUUCCUGUCUGCUUUACGAUAACCUUUGAUCGUGUGUGUGCAAUGUCUUUAUGUGGCACGACCUUUGACAUCCCACAGACAUUGUGUGGGGGGCAAGAGAAAAACGCAAACAAGUGUGUGUGUGUUCCCCUUCCUUCCUCCCUCCCCCCCUCCCGACCGACAACACAUUUUUGUACAUUUUAAAACAUCUAUUUUGACUGAUGCGAGCACUGACUAUUUUAGGAAGAGUCGACGUUAAGUGCGACCAUCGAGGACAAAAACUGUUGGCUCAAAUACUUUAUAUAAAGGCUGUCUUUAUUUUCCUCUCUGUUUUUUUUUUUUUACGGCGGUGGCGGGAAUUCAUACCAAGAACAAAAAUCACCUGAUUGUAAUGAGUUGUCACGGUUGUGUACAGCACCCUUUUUGUUUUUAUUUUCUUCUAUUGGGGUUUGAUGUGUGCGUCAACACAAGCCAGGCAGGGCACAACACUGCAGUUUGCUGCUAGCGCCAAUGAUUUUGAGUGCCCCCCCCCACCACCUCCCCCGCACCCCCGUUUCCGCAAAGGCAACUAUAGUCACUGUCUGUAUUCGCUCACAAUGCAGAUACAUUUCUUUAAGAGAAAAGGUUUUUCUUUCAGAUUCUGCUAUUUUUUUUUUGUCUAAAAUUGCAUUGUUGGAAAUUAAUGUAUGUAUAUAUUUUUGACUUUUAACAUUCAAGGAAUAAAUAUGUUGUUUGA
Doryrhamphus excisus (bluestripe pipefish) is the source of this 3479-nucleotide messenger RNA. RefSeq names its product protein phosphatase, Mg2+/Mn2+ dependent, 1Aa (gene ppm1aa). Gene Ontology annotation, molecular function: protein serine/threonine phosphatase activity; magnesium ion binding; manganese ion binding. Gene Ontology annotation, biological process: protein dephosphorylation. NCBI's taxonomy places the organism in Eukaryota, Metazoa, Chordata, Actinopteri, Syngnathiformes, Syngnathidae. The record is from RefSeq and is a predicted model, not a curated record.